UGUAACUCUUUCCCGUACACCGAACAAUGGUGUUCUGGACAUUUGGAAGGCGUGCGCGGAGCCAAAUCAUUUCGUUUGCCUGGUGACUACCAGGCUACUCACCUACGCCUAGUAAGCAAUGGAAAUACGCAACUUGGCGGCGGCCGUGGUGCGGCAGCCUGCGCGCGCAGCCCUGCCGACGUUGUUGCCGCGCGGCGUGAACCGUCGCGCCGUCAACCAACCAAUAGCCCGACAGAACUCGGCACGAGCGCGCGCCGCCGUCUCCUUAUCGACGCGCAAACGUGAUACACCUCUACGGGUGAUAGCCGAACCCUCAACAGUGUCGCACAUUUUGUUUGUGAACAAUAUUUUACAGAAAUAAUCACUAAAGAAGCCAGGACCCAGAGCGCCGAUCUAAUACAAUUUACAUUAUCAGUGGCUGAAAUAGCAGAAGCUUACAAUCAUAUGUCACAAGGGUCAUGGCGAUAAUGGACGCAAGGGGGCGGAUACCUCAUCUAUAAGCAUGGCAGACUGCAGUGUAGAGAGUGGCGGUUAACGCUGCGGGCAGAAUGUGGGCGCGAGUGUCGCGGGCGCUGCGGCGCGUGGCGCUCCUGCUGCCGCUGGCGUUGACGGCGCUGGCACUGAUGCUGCUGCCGCGACCGCCUCCCAUGACACCUGCUCGUCUGCCCUCCGCUGCCGCUCAGUCGUCGCUGCUGCGCGAGGAAUCACAUCUCCAGAACGCGCUGAAUGUCAUCGCAGAAAGUGAGGAGAUCGCUGCUGCUGCGGACGACGUGUCAGACGUGGCGCACCGGCCGUGGUUCAUGAAGGGUGGCGAGCAGCGCCCGUGGCAGACCGACGCGCAAAACGCCAGGCUGUUCCCCGAAGAUGUGCCAGGCGAAGACAGAAUGGUCGAACAGCUAAUGUACACCCUACCAAAAGACGAGGAGGUGCCGAUAAAGAAGAUCUUGCUCGCGAACGGGCUGGGCGCGUGGGGCGUGCCGAGCGGGCGCACGGAGUUCCUGCGCAACAAGUGCCCGGUGGACCGCUGCACGCUGUCGGCCGACGCUCGCGACGCGGGCUCCGCCGAUGCCAUCCUAUUCAAGGAUCACCACACACCUUUUAACGUCAAGCGCCCACCCAACCAGAUCUGGAUCCUGUACUACCUGGAGUGCCCGUACCACACGGCGUCGCUGCGGCCCGGCUCCACGGGCGUGUUCAACUGGACGGCCACGUACCGCCGCGACUCCGACAUCGUCACGCCCUACGAGCGCUGGGUCUACCACGACCCGCUCAUCACUGAGAACAAGAUCGAGAGGAACUAUGCCGCUAAUAAGACCAAAAAGGUGGCGUGGUUCGUGUCGAACUGCCACGCGCGCAACCGGCGGCUGCAGUACGCGCGGCAGCUGGCCAAGCACAUCUCGGUGGACAUCUACGGCGCGUGCGGCUCGCACCACUGCCCGCGCGCCGACCCCAACUGCCUCGAGAUGCUGGACCGAGACUACAAGUUCUACCUCGCCUUCGAGAACUCCAACUGCCGCGAUUACAUCACUGAGAAGUUCUUUGUUAAUGGAUUGCAGCACGACGUGUUGCCGGUCGUGAUGGGCGCCCGGCCGGCGGAGUACGCGGCAGCAGCGCCGCACAACUCGUACGUGCACGUCGAAGAGUUCGCGUCGCCGCAGGAACUCGCCGCCUAUCUCGACAGGCUCGACAAAGAUGAUGCCCUUUACAAUUCCUACUUCAAGUGGAAGGGCACGGGCGAGUUCAUCAACACGUUCUUCUUCUGCCGCGUGUGCGCCAUGCUGCACGCGAGCGAGCGGCGGCAGCGCGCGGCGCGGCUCGACGACGUGCAGGCGUGGUGGCGCGACGGCGCCUGCACGCGCAGCGAGUGGCGCGCCGCCGCCGCCGCCGCCGAGUACGCCGACACGCAGGACAAGGGCUAGGCACCGCCGAUCCGGGUUCGUGGCCCCUACGUUCCGAUGGACCGUGGCCGUUACUCGUCGAGUCAUCUGAGAAGACGCCCCGAUAUGUCUUUACGCGACCGCUUUGUCUACAUUCGUACGAAAGAGAGAUAGAGUUCGGGCGGUGUUUCGGAAUGUCACAUAUGAUACGUGCAGGUUACUGUUCUGUGAUAAGGAUAUGGAAGAUUUCCGCGCUCCUAGCUCUCUUUGUAUGGACGUUGAAAAGUCGCUAUUAUGAAUUCAAGGGUAACGCGCGUGUUAGGUUUGGAUGGAUUCAAAUAUCCAUCCGCAGUCCUCGCUUUGUGCAAUGUAUUUGGUUAUACUUUUUCACCAGAUUUGCCAAUUUAGUUUUGCUAGUAUAAAUGUUUCUAGAGUGCGGAUGCAGGCAUCGAGUUCUAGUAUUCAUUGCUUACUAAUAUCAUGAAGACAUAUACUUACUUGUGCUCACACGUCCAUUACUAGUAAUAGUUAUGCUAAGUUAUGUAUGACCACACUUUUACUCAUAAGUAUGUAGACACUUAAAAGCAAAUUUCAUAAUUGGUCACGCAGCAAAUUGGCGCCCACUGGGGGCCAAAAUCAAUUUUUUCUGACGACCCAGACAAUAAUUAAAGAAAAUAUGAUCAGUGAAAAUAAAACAUGUUAAUCACACUUGGCAAAAUAUCCAAUGAUAGCCUGUCCAAUAGAACACAAAACUAAAUUACCACAAUACAAUAUUGCACAAAUUACCAUUAAAAAUUGCUUGUUUAUUGAGUUUAAUAUUUAUUUGUAAGUACUUAAAUAUUUUUAUUAUACUACUGUUAUAUUUUUAUAGUAUACCUACCAUAUUCUAUGGUGAUGCUACUAAGAUAGCACAAAGUACCUAAGUAGGAGAAAAUUACAACAGCACAAUAUAGUAUGCACUAAGGAGCAUAAAUUGAGUAUUAAUUAAUUUCACUUUUUUAAAGUUUUUUUCCUUUAAGCGUUUAAUAUUUUUAAUAAAUUUUGUAAGUUACUGUUGUGUAUGUUUAAUUUUAUAAUGCAUAAGAUUUUAAGCGAUUGAGAUAUGAUGCAUGUACAGUCACAGUGACCAUCAAUAUGAAAAUAAGUAGGGCCCUCAUGCUAUCAUCACGUGACGAUAUACGAAAUGGUACUUACUGAAAUUAAAUUCCUGGACCGUAUCUACCUAAAAUUGGUUUAAACUGAAAUAUACGAAUUAUCGUUACGAGCUUCAUUUGGAGACAUACAACUUAAGACUUAAAUAGUUAAUGCUAGGGUAGGACAUAAAUUAAAACAUAAGGUACUUAGUGUACUUCCUACCUAAAUGUGCCCCAAAAUGAUUCUAAGUAGAUUUAUAAUUUACAAAAAAUUGACCUCAAAACACUAUGUUUUAACUUGUUUCAGUCUAACAGCAUAUGUCUUAUUAUAUCCAAUGUGUAGCACAAAUAAAAUUACUUACUUAUGUUAAAUUACCGUAGAUAUGUGACUUGUUAUUUUUUGUAUAAAAGCAAUCAAACUUUGUUGUUAAGUAUUUUAACGCACUAAAAUGUAAAUAUUAUGUUAUUUCUCUAAAAUUGCGUUAUUAUGGAUUGGUUUUGUAUUAAGUAGAAUAAUUUUCAUAGCAUGUACGAGUCUAGAAAAAUGUUAUUUAUAUUAUUUAUCAGGGUAUUAAUUACCUACUUAAUUAUAAGCAACCUACUGGAAAGCUACUGAAGUUGUUAGUAAAUUCUUGCAUCAUACAUGCUACAGAGACUAAGUAGGCCCCUCAGAUGUUCUGUUCAAUCAAAGUAACUAGGUAGUCAAAUUAUUAUUUUUUGUUCGUCCAGUUGUCAAGGUACCUACUUAAAUUAUCGUUUAUUUCAAUUAUUUCAUAUUCUAAAUGUACCUAUCUAGGUUGUUUUAUGUGCAUUUACACGAUUGACCCUUAUUAGGUACUAUUUACUGUUUAUAAGAUAAACUAUUAUUUUUAUAUACCUACAGUUGGUUGCUGACUUCUGUGAUCAUUGGUAUUUAAUCUACAUUCCAAUUACCUCUGACAAUUACUCUUAUCAGAAGUAUUUACUGUGAAUUUUUUACUCGAUUUUCCUAGCAACAAAAAUACCUAAUCGUUGGAUUUGUUUUAAUUAAGUAUGUAUAUAUGUAUUAUAUAAUUUUAUCCGUUUUUUUCCUUAAUCAACUUUGCAUUACGUACAUGUUUCGUAUGUAGUCAGUAAGUAUUACUACGCCACUUCUUCAUACAUUCUUAACACACAUCACAUAAAAGUGCUUGUGUCACAAAUAAUUAAGUAUAAUAGAUGUGCCUGCCAUUUAAAUAAAAUGUAUAAGCCAAAGAUAUAACUAUAUAUGAAGAACUAUUGUUAUGUUAAUUUAGAGUAAGCAUCUAAGGUAUGAAUGUAGUAAGAUAUGCAUUGAUGUGCCUAGUAUGUUUACCAAAAAAAAGUCUUUGCAGUUAUCACUUGUCAAUCUGUAUCAAACAAUGUUCAUUACAACUUGCAACUAACCUACUUAUUGAAUUCACAAAACAUCCACAUGUGCCACUCAUAGUUGCAGUUUGUGUCCUUCAUGACACAUAUUAACAUUGUUUUGUAUUACACAAAUGUACUUAAUAUAUAAUAUAGGUACAUACACAUUACAACUUUAAGUGUACCUAUCUAUUGUUAUAGUUAUGUAAGUAGAAAGAAAUCUAGUUUUGUCAAUGUAAAUGAUAACAACUGAGGUGAUGCUUUAUUAAAAACUUCUAUUGGAUUAAUGCUCAGUUACCAGAAAACAGUACCUACAAUUAUUUGUCCAUACUUGUAGUAAGUCAAGUAACGCAUAAAUAUAACAAAAGUUGCAAAUAGCCCAUACAGAUUUUUUUUAAAUAUUGAGAACAAAAAUUCAUAUUUAUUUAUAGUAUUUUAAUGAUAUAACUGUUUCUAACAUUCGGACUGUUAAAUCAUAUUGACUGGUAAAAUUUCCUUAGUUAAAUUAUUUAAGAAAAUCUUAUUAACCCAAAAAAGACACCAAUAUGAAAUACAUUAUUUAACAAGUUGUUACUUAAUAUUUAAAAUAAAUAUCAAUGGUUAGAAAGUAAAAACCAUUAGAGACUUUGUUACAAAACAUGUGCAAACAAAAAUGUGCUUAAAAUGCAGUACAAUAUACUGCUAAGUUACUCCAUUGUAUCUAGCAAUCCACAACCUAUUCAUAGUGAAUAAAAUAAUUCAAAUGAA
Cydia pomonella (codling moth) is the source of this 5122-nucleotide messenger RNA. RefSeq names its product glycoprotein 3-alpha-L-fucosyltransferase A-like (gene FucTA). The record is from RefSeq and is a predicted model, not a curated record. The transcript has 10 exons. Gene Ontology annotation, molecular function: alpha-(1->3)-fucosyltransferase activity. NCBI's taxonomy places the organism in Eukaryota, Metazoa, Arthropoda, Insecta, Lepidoptera, Tortricidae. The coding region runs from base 549 to 1919 and encodes 456 amino acids. Gene Ontology annotation, cellular component: membrane.